Ananas comosus (pineapple) is the source of this 857-nucleotide messenger RNA. Its product is annotated as RING-H2 finger protein ATL14-like. Lineage: Eukaryota; Viridiplantae; Streptophyta; Magnoliopsida; Poales; Bromeliaceae. The transcript has a single exon. Bases 228 to 692 code for a protein of 154 amino acids. The record is from RefSeq and is a predicted model, not a curated record.
UUUUCACACCCGCUUUUCCCUUACUUCCACUUCUCCUUUUUAUUCUCUACUCUUUCUAAAUCCUAAGCUCUCUUUUGUGCUCUUCUUUAGAGCCAUGGUGAUUUCCUAUUAAAAUAGGAGGAGAGAAAAAUAAAAAAAAAAAAAAAAAAAAAAAAACCAUAUAAGAGAAGCAGAAAAAGCUCAAGUGAUUAGUGCUGCUGCCCCAAGAAGUGCUUCUCCCUCUAGCAAUGGCUUUGGUGCUAUUUGGAGUCGCCGCGCGAAUAAUGGUUGUUUCUUCUAUCAUCACCGCCGCGGUCCCGCUCGCCGCCGUCGGCGUCUUGGUGGUGCUCCAGGCCCUCACCGUCUGCCGCGCCUUCAAGGGGCUGCUGCGAACCGCCUCGACGAUCGAGAGUCGCGGCGGCAGAAGCCACGAGAGGUUAUCUUCAGAGGAGCUGGAGAGACUCCCUCGCUUUAACUUCUGCCAAGUAGAAAAUAUAAAAGAAAGUGUUCUUACCAACUGUACUAUUUGUCUAGACGUCUUUCAAAUAGGCGAUAGCUGCAAAUUGUUGCCGUCGUGUGGGCAUAGCUUUCACACGCAUUGCGUGGAUAACUGGCUGCUGAUGAAUCCGAUUUGCCCGCUUUGUCGAACCUCCAUCGCUGCGGCCGCCGCCGAUCACCGGAGUACAGCUUCUGCUGUACAAAUAGGUAUUUGAAAGUACAAAAACUCUGAUUAAUACAUAGUUUACAAUUUUAGCUUUAAUAGUAAGGUAAAUAAGAGUCUCAAAUUUUUGUAUUUUAGAUCUUAGAAAGAGAUAAAUAAGAAAGAAACUUAUUGUAAUUUGUGAGUUUCUUAUUAAAUUGUUCGACUUUUUAAAGUA